AUGUUUGGCUCUACAGCACCUGCUUUUGGCGCAAACACAACCGCUCAAACAGGUACUUCCCCGUUUGGUACUGGAUCCUCACAGACGUCUAACAACGCGGCUUCCGGCUUUGGGGGAUUUGGCGCAAUGAACCAGAACAACAAUGCCAAUGGUGCUGCUGUCGGGUCAACUGGCGGAGCGGGUCUAUUUGGUAUGUCCAACAACAACAACAACAACAAUAAUAUUGGAUCUAGUAGUAGCAACCUUACAGGCACUGCGGGCAACUCAGGGCCUUUUGGCCAGGCAACACCAGCGACCAGCAAUCCACCCUCUUUGUUCGGCUCUUCUUCGGCAGCUUCAAACCCGGUUUCUAACCCUCAACAGGGUUCAGGGACCGCUAUAAAGCCGUUCACCCCAUACACCGAAAAAGAUGCCACGACGGGCAUGAACAAUAUUUUCCAAUCCAUCUCGUGCAUGCCCGAGUACAGGAAUUUUUCCUUCGAAGAACUUCGACUCCAGGAUUACCAAGCCAACCGGAGAUUUCCCUCCAACUCCUCCAAUGCUGCAGUCGGUGUUGCCUCGCCUUUUGGUGCAAACCAGACCAAUUCCCCUUUCAAUAAUACUAACUCGUCGUCCUCUUUUGGUAUGGUAGGCAACAACUCCAAUACAAACUCGGGCGGUGGACUUUUCGGUCAAAAUAAUGGGGCUGCUGGCCCUGGUGCAACGUCGUCAUUUGGCCAGCCAGCUAAUUCCAUGUUUGGAGGCACCGCUCAAAAUAAUGCUGUGAAUUCUCCAUUUGGUAUGAACAAGCCUGCUUCUGCUGGUGGCUUGUUCGGUCAAAACAAUAAUGCACCAGGUGGCAACUCGGGAGGGCUUUUCGGUCAAAAUCCAAGCACUCAAACUCAAGGUGGCAGUGGUGGCCUUUUCGGUCAAAACAACACCAACGCGGGUGGCACUGGUGGUGGCUUGUUUGGAGCUUCAAAUGCUGGCCAACCUUCUGGUGGCCUAUUUGGAAAUAACACCGCUAAUACUAAUACAGGCGGGGGUCUUUUUGGUCAAGCCAAUCAAACUCAAAAUCCUUCUUUUGGCGGUACUAAUAAUAAUACCACUGGAGGUGGACUGUUUGGUCAGAAUAAUAAUAAUGCCGCCAAUUCUCCUUUUGGUCAAACACCGCAACAAGCAGGUGGGGGUCUUUUCGGCAACAAGAGUGGCGCUACCGGUGGUUUAUUCGGUGCCAGCAAUACAACUGGCGGGGCUUCGAACGGGCUUUUUGGUCAAAACAAUGCUUCAAGCACCCCAUUUGGCCAAGCCAAUUCAACUGGUGGCGGACUCUUUGGUCAAAACCAAAACCAAAAUCCACCAAACAAUGCUGGUGGCGGCCUGUUUGGACAAUCUAGCAAUAAUACUAACGCAGGUGGCCCCUUUGGUCAAACUAAUACCACUAACACUAACACGGGAAGCGGGUUGUUUGGCAAUAAUCCUCCCAACAACAGUGGUGGUUUAUUUGGACAGAAUACCGCCUCUAAUUCCACAUUUGGCCAAAAUACUUCAGGAUUCUCAUCUUUCGGUCAGCCACAGCAACAACCUCAGCCACAGGCACAACAGAGUAACUCGUUUUUUGGUAACAAGCCAGCUGGCACAACAGGCGGCGGAUUGUUUGGACAGAGCGGCAAUACCGCAUCCACAGGUUUCGGUCAAGGCAAUCCCAGCGGGGGUUUGUUUGGACAAAACAAUACUAGUAAUAACUCAACUGGUAAUUCAGGUGGGCUAUUUGGACAAAAUAAUGCGGGAGGUGGAUUGUUUGGCCAAAAUCCGAACCAACAGCAGCAACCACAACAGCAACAACCACAACAACAAGCAGGUGGAUUAUUUGGUCAGAAUAAUACGCAACCGCCUCAGGGAGGCAUGUUUGGCCAAAACUCCAGUAGUACGGGAGGAGGUUUAUUUGGACAAAACUCCAGUCAGCCACCAACAGGUGGAGGUCUGUUCGGUUCAAAGCCUGCAAACAAUGCCGCGGGGUCUGGUGGUCUUUUCGGUCAGAACAAUAACCAGCAACAACCAAGUGGGGGUCUUUUCGGGCAAAAUAGUAAUGCUAAUGCGUCAAACACUGGUGGGCUAUUUGGGAACAAACCAACAGGUUCGACUGGGGGCAGCCUAUUUGGGCAAAAUAAUGCUAACGCGGCAGCGGGAACCGGUGGGCUAUUCGGACAAAACAAUCAAAACCCUUCCAACUCAACUGGCACUGGUGGAUUGUUCGGUGCUAAGCCAGCUGAUAACGGUAAUUCAGGAGGUGGUCUUUUCGGUGCCAAGCCUUCUGGAACGACUGGUACAACGGGCGGUCUCUUCGGUUCCAAACCUGGUAUGUCUUCCGGUAGUGGCGGCUUGUUUGGGUCCAAACCCGCCGGUAGUGGCUUGAAUUUCAACAGCGGGGGCUCCAAUAAUAAUAACGUUGGGGGAACGAGUUCAGGGCUUUCUGGCGGCUUGUUCGGUAACCAACAAAACCAACAACCUUCUUUGCAAGCAUCUCAACCGGCACCUCAACAAGGCAAUAUAAAUCCUUAUGGCACGAACGAGUUGUUUUCACGCGUGAUUGUACCAAAUUCUAUCACUCAGCCUAGUAAACCUAGUGCCACCAAGUUGAACGCUGACUUAAAGAAAAAAGCGAGUCUCUCCGGUGCUUAUAGACUGGCUCCAAAACCACUAUUUGCUCCAAGAAGUUCUUCCUCUAGCCCCGUUGCACAACUGGGCCUGACUGCUCCUACUAAGAGUGGUGGCCGCAUUUCGUCUAUGGCGUCAUCGACUGACUCCCUCGGGAGAGAAAUUCUGCCAGCAAACACCGGAUCAUCUUCGAUAUUUACGAAUGAGAGUGACGACCUUCUUCUGGCGUCCAAUGAUGUCUUGUUCAAUCCUGACAAGAAGUCUUUUAAAAACUUGAUCAUCAAUAGGAAGAAGAUGGAGGAUACUACGGCCAAAGACGACGAUCAAGUUCUACGCAUUACUUUUGCCGCAGAUGAGGACAAAUGUCGCGCUGAGGAUGCCGCUACCCCUACUGCGUCCCUGGAUAGUGGUAAAAAUGAAUCGUUUUUCGAGGAUAUUCAAAGGACACCGCUUCAUCGAGAGGUGAGGCCUGAAGGGUCUUUCAAAUCUAAAGUAGCGUCUACUCUAUCCGCUGAAAAUCCAACAAAAACAGCGGGAAUAGCAGGUGCUUCGAGCACCAAAAUUGAUGGUAUCGAAAGGUCCCUCGGCGUUUUAGGAGACGACGUUUCUUUCAAUGACGAUGGCUAUUACAUGUCUCCAUCUCUGGAAACGCUAUCUUCUAUGACCUUAUUACAGCUUCGUAAAGUGAGCGGCCUCACUAUCGGGCAAAAAGAUUAUGGGAAGAUUGAAUUUCUAGAGCCUGUUGAUUUAUCCAAUAUUUCUUUGCCAGCGCUUUGUGGCCAAAUAGUAGUAUUUGAACCUCGCGCUUGCUCAGUUUACCCUAAUGCAUCUGUUGUUCCUGCUCACGGCGAAGGGUUAAACGUUCGCGCACGUAUCAGCAACUACGGAUGCUACCCACUUGAUAAGUCAACCAGGGAUCCAAUCAAAGAUCCAAACCACCCAAUCAUCAAGAGACAUGUGAACAAAUUGAAGGCGAUUUCGUGCACCAAAUUUGACAGUUACAAUCCCCAAACGGGUACUUGGGUUUUUACUGUUGAAAGCCCCGUUGGAAACUAA
Molecule: messenger RNA, 3693 nt
Organism: Lachancea nothofagi CBS 11611
Lineage: Eukaryota; Fungi; Ascomycota; Saccharomycetes; Saccharomycetales; Saccharomycetaceae
Source: the annotation of a GenBank genome assembly